Diceros bicornis minor is the source of this 2339-nucleotide messenger RNA. It is a transcript of the gene CD84, whose product is annotated as CD84 molecule. The coding region runs from base 30 to 1058 and encodes 342 amino acids. The record is from RefSeq and is a predicted model, not a curated record. Gene Ontology annotation, biological process: positive regulation of monocyte chemotactic protein-1 production; negative regulation of interleukin-6 production; regulation of macrophage activation. NCBI's taxonomy places the organism in Eukaryota, Metazoa, Chordata, Mammalia, Perissodactyla, Rhinocerotidae. Gene Ontology annotation, cellular component: external side of plasma membrane. The transcript is spliced from 8 exons.
GUUGUCUACAGAUUAUUCUCUGGGAGAAGAUGGCUCAGCGCCGCCUAGGGAUCUUGCUCCUUUGCCUGCAAACCUGUCUGGAAGCAGCUGGAAGCGACAUAGACAUCCUCACAGUGAAUGGGAUUCUGGGGGAAUCAGUUACUUUUCCCUUAAAUAUCCAAGAACCACAGCAAGUUGUCAGCAUUGCUUGGAAUUCCAAAACAUCCGUUGCUUUUGUAGUACCAGGAAAUUCAAGAACAGCACCCACAGUUACAGUGACCCACCAAAAUUAUUAUGAACGAAUAAAUGUCUCAGCUCAGAACUACAACCUGGAAAUCAGCAAUCUGAGGAUGGAAGAUACAGGGACCUACAAAGCCGACAUAAAUAUAAAUACCCCUGAAACAAAGGCCACCACCAUCACCAGGCACUACAACCUUCAAGUCUAUCGUCGGCUUGGGAAGCCAAAAAUUACCCAGAGUUUAAUGACAUCUGUGAACAGCACCUGUAAUGUCACACUGACGUGCUCUGUGGAGAAAGAAGAAAAGAAUGUGACAUACAGUUGGAGUCCCCUGGGGGAAGAGGGUAAUGUCCUUCGAAUCUUCAGGAUACCUGACAACCAAGAGCUGACUUACACAUGCACAGCCUGGAACCCUGUCAGCAACAAUUCUGACUCCAUCUCUUCCCGGCAGCUCUGUACAGACAUCACAAUAGGCCUCCGUACUCGCCACACUGGGCUGCUGAGUGGGCUGGCUGUGCUAUCUCUGUUUAUACUCCUUCUACCUUCAGUGCUUUUAUACCUUUUGUGCAAGAGAAGACAAGGUUCCUACUUGAAGACCUUCAGUAAGAACCCUGAUGCUGUCUCAAAGAACACAAUAUACACAUACAUCACAGUUUCAAGAGAUGCCCGGCCAGCAGAGUCCAGAAUCUAUGAUGAAAUCCCCCAGUCCAUGGUCCUCCCCGCCAAGGAGGAGCCAGUGAACACAAUUUAUUCCAUAGUGCAAUACUCUGAUAAGAUGGAGAAAACCAGCACUCAGGACAGCAAACAUCCUGGGACUUCAAGCUAUGAAAUUGUGGUCUAGGCUCCCGGCCAGCAUUCUCCCUAUGGAAACAGCUACAACCAUAAAUAGUGGCAGAUGCCCCAGACACAGAUUUUCUCUGCCCAGAGCUUACCUGGAGAUUGCAAAUCACCACAUCCCAACAUGUAGGCAAAGCAGGAAGCCCUCUGCUGCUGGGCAUAGCUUGUGCCUAGACAGACAAAUGGACACAUGCCCUUUCUGAAAUGGCUCCCUCCUGGAUGAACAACAAGGCAAGUCCCCUGGCACAGUGCUUCCCAAUCUUCUUCACAUCACAGGACAUGUAGAAAAUAAUAAUUUUACCGCACAAUGGAGUAAACAAACAAGAUUGCUCAUGAGUAGAGGCUACCUGUGGCUAGAGGCUUCUUGUGACUAGAGGUGAUGACCCUUCCCAAAAAGCCCAUAUGUGGAGAGGAUCAAUAUUUUGCACACCUAUAAUAGGCCAUGGCACACUACCUAGGAUGCUCUGCUCACACUCAGUAUAUGUGAGGAGCCCUAGUGCACGACCUCCACCAGUCCACAUAGCACCUUGGGCAAAUUAGACAAAAGCACCCUUUCCCUGGUGCAGAGGCAGCCCCUCGCCCAAGCGCAUGGUUUGGCAAGUAGAGUGUAGGCUGCGUUUCAGCCUGUACUUGCCCCUUUGCCCGGGCACCCUUGUGCAGGGUACAACUGGCUGGACCAGCCCAACCGCACAUGACGGUGUCACGUGAGAAGCCAUCAGGGUUGUGUUGCAAAUGGAUAGUUGCAAAAUGCUCUUUCUCUAGGGACUAGACUGCUGGAGCAUUUUUCUUCAGGCUCUUCUUCAGAAGCCUCAUAACAUUUUCUUUCUGGCCAACCUUUCCUUCUGUAUCACUCUGCGAUGGUUAAUUUUAUGUGUCAAUUUCAUUGGGCCAUGAGGUUCCCAGAUAUUUGGCUAAACGUUAUUCAGGAUAUAUAUGUAAAGGUGUUUCUGGAUGAGAUUAACGUUUGAAUUAGUAGAGUCAGUAAAGCAGAUUAAUCCUGCCCUCCAGUGUGGGUGGCCAUCACCAAAUCCAUUGAAAGCCUGAGUAGAAAUGAAGGCAGAGUAAGAGAGAAUUCAUUCUCUCUCUCUUUUUGACUGUCUUCAAGCUGGAACACAGGUCUUCUCCUACCUGAGGACUCGGACGUGGACUGGAACUUACACCAUUAGCUCUCCUGGUUUUCAGGCCAUUGGACUCAGAUUGGAACGAUACCAUCACCUCUCCAGCUUGCCAACUGCAGAUAUUGGGAUUUCUCAGUCUCCAUAACCAUAUGAACCAAUUCCUUAUU